Molecule: messenger RNA, 366 nt
Organism: Haemonchus placei
Lineage: Eukaryota; Metazoa; Nematoda; Chromadorea; Rhabditida; Trichostrongylidae
Source: the annotation of a GenBank genome assembly
AUGGUGAUACCUGCAACUACAGCCCCGAACCAGCCGUUGCCAUUCAUCGAGCAGCUAAAUAGUGACGCUUCAGUACGCCAAGCUCAAGAAUUGGCGAAACGGCGUAUCGACCACUAUGAAUCAAUAAUUAACGCAAAUAAAAAUUUACCGAAUGAUCAGAAACUCUUCACUGGGGAGAGCAUCACAUUGCGCGAUGGAAGUAAAAUCCGUUCCGGUAGCACGCCACAAGGACGAUUCUACUAUCUGGUGCACAAAGAUCAAUGGCUCUACUUGGAACGAAGCGCGGACGAACGGUUCCAGACGCUACUUGUGAGCGAUGCUUCACCCGAUGAGCCAAGUUUGAUACAAAAAUUCACAGCACGCUGA